AUGGAACCCGGGCCCACCACAGCGGCCACGAGACCCUCACCAAGCGGAACCGCAACCUGCGAGUGCAACCGUGUCCAGUGGUGGACCUGUGACUUCUUUAUUAAACAGGUUGUUCCCAUCCUGCUUCAUUUAAUUACAGCCAUUAGUAGUGUACGUCUCUAUAUUCCAAAAGAUCUGAGACCACUAGACAACAGGCAAAGUGUUUUGAAAUCAAUACAGGAAGUACAAAAGAGAUUUCCUGAUGGUGUACCUUUACUUGAUCCAAUUGAUGACAUGGGAAUCAAGGAUCAAGGACUGAAGAAAGUAAUACAGAAAAUUGAGGCUUUUGAGCACAGAAUGUAUUCACAUUCCAUGCAUAAUGACUCAAAUUUGGAAACUGUUUACAGACUUUGUGAGAGGAAAGCACAGAUUGCUGGAGAAAUCAAAGCAGCAAAGCGAGAGCUGAAGAAAGCUCGAACAGUAUUGCAGAUGGAUGAACUGAAAUGCCGUAAACGAGUGAUCAGACGAUUAGGCUUUGCUACUUCAUCUGAUGUAAUUGAAAUGAAAGGACGAGUUGCUUGUGAAAUAAGCAGUGCGGAUGAACUACUACUGACAGAAAUGAUGUUUAAUGGGAUCUUCAAUGAUCUGGCAGCUGAGCAGGCUACAGCCUUACUGAGUUGCUUUGUAUUUCAGGAGAAGGCAAACGAAAUGCCCAAACUGACAGAACAACUAGCAGGUCCAUUACGACAGAUGCAGGAAUGUGCCAGAAGAAUAGCCAAAGUUUCAGCAGAAGCUAAACUGGAGGUUGAUGAGGAAAUGUACCUCGACUCAUUUCGCCCCCAUUUAAUGGAUGUUGUGUUCACAUGGGCAAAUGGAGCUACUUUUGCUCAGAUCUGCAAAAUGACAGAGGUUUUUGAAGGGAGUAUAAUUCGUUGUAUGAGACGAUUGGAAGAGCUCCUUCGGCAGAUGUGUCAAGCAGCAAAGGCAAUAGGAAACACAGAACUGGAAAAUAAAUUUGCAGAAGGAAUUACCAAGAUCAAAAGAGAUAUUGUAUUUGCUGCAAGUCUUUACCUGUAACUUUGAAGUAACAGCAGCAGAAGCACCAUCCACUUUCAGGUUGAAAUUAAAGAACAUGUUUGUGAAAUGUCCAGCAGCAUUGAGGUAGAUGAUUUUUAUGGAGAGAUGUCUUUGGUUAAGGAAUAAAUAGACAACAAAUGAGGAUUGGCAAACUUUGUAUUUUUUUUUAUUUUCCAUUGCUUUUGUGUGUAGUUGAACUCAAGCACCAUCAAAGCAAGCUUCAACAGCUGGAACUGUACAUAACUGUUAUUUUAAUAAACAUUUUACAUUUUGCACUAA
Chiloscyllium plagiosum (whitespotted bambooshark) is the source of this 1335-nucleotide messenger RNA. NCBI's taxonomy places the organism in Eukaryota, Metazoa, Chordata, Chondrichthyes, Orectolobiformes, Hemiscylliidae. The record is from RefSeq and is a predicted model, not a curated record.